AUGCUGACAGCUUUGGAACCAUUGCCAUCGGUCUUGCAAGUGCCAGCUGCCAUGGACACUUUCCGUGGCCUGCAGCCGCUCCCAUUGCCAGACAAGCAGCGUACGUUGCUGCAGGAAUAUGUGGGCGCUACAUGGGAUUUUGACACCUUCUCCACGCAUUGGUGCCCUGCUGCCGAGGACCCGCUGCCAACUACGCCUCCAUGGCUUGACCUCUUCCAUGAUGCUGCUAACUCGUUGUCUUCCUUUCUGCCAUGGCCGCGCGCACAGUUGUACCUGCCGCCUCCUGCGCACACAGCAGAUGUUUGGACAAAGAUGCUCCUCUUUGACUUGCGACAUGCGGCAUUGCAUUCCUGCUUGCAUGAAUGUCGCCCAAAGACUUGCCGCAAAGGUAAGUUGGGACGCCAUGGUUUUUGCAGGUUGGGCUUCUGGCAUUGGCGUGAUGUCAGUGCAUGGGUCGAAGCGGAUACCUGGCAACGAUGCCAUGGAAAGGAACUCCGCGCCCGCUGCUCCAUUGGCCACAGUCCAAACAAUGUGGGAGAGCUUCUUUCUGUGCGGCACCAUCCCUUUCAUACCCGGUUCAAUUGGUGUCACUUGCAUGCAAUGCGACAAACGUUCAAUCUCCUUAUGUCUGAAGCAACCAAGCGUGCAACCCAUUAUAUCACAACCUACAUGACCAAAACCCAACCGCACCUGACCAACUUAUGGCUUCUUCUUCGUCGCGGCUUGGAUGAGUUGCACACCGAACUCACGGAGCACAGCAAUCCCCUGGAGCCGCGGUAUGUCGCCUCUCGUUCCAUCAUGCGAAUGCUCACUGCCUCUGAACGACGUCGUCACAAAUCCAUGGCUGAAAUCUGUCACUACCUUCUCGAUCACCCAGAAGCAUACACAAAUGCCCGCUUUCGCAAGUUGUUCACCACGAACCUGGUCCAUCGCGCCCUGACCAACAUCCCGGUCCCGAGCUUGCAAGACAUGGAGCCCGAAAGCGCCUUCUGGUUUCGCCGCCCAGAUGCUGCCGAACCCAACGGUGACCUUGACCAUGCUGACGCCACCCCUGAGCAUGUCGAUCUCGUUCCUGGCCACCAAGAAACAGAUUAUCUCCUUCGCGGCGCUGCCUUAGCCGAUUGGCCGCUGUACUUCUAUGUUGCGGCCGUUGACCGCUGCGGUGGCUUGCGCCUCACCGACGAGUGUGCGCACGCUGCAUUUGACCCUGCUCACCCUGAUGCUGGUCGUAUGGUGCAGCGCAUCCGCCUUUGCAAGGCAUGGUUCGUUCCCCAGCUGGCAGGCAUCUCGUUGCCUGCUCCUGACAAAGACAUCGCGCUUUUCAGCCUUCUCAUGCUCCUGCUCCUGAAACCUUGGUCUUCCGCAGACAUGUCAGAUUUGUUGCUCGUGGAUGGUGUUCAACAUGAUUCGUGGGCUGCAGCCCUGCUUGCUUUCAGAACCCAGCUUUCUGAAUUUGCGCCAGCCGCCGGUGUUCGCGCCGCGCCUUUCACGCGUGAGUAUUGGGCGCAACGUUCCCUGGCAUGGUUACUCGCCCCCUAUAGCUUUUCCAUUUCAUUGUUACCUUUUGUCCCAGGCCAGUUUCCUAUCUUAGGCUCGUUGCACAUCUUGGAGCAUGCCGACGCCAUUCUUUGUCAUCCUCCUUUGAUUAACGAGCUAGCUGCCCCAGGGCAUGUGUUGCAGACAAGCGGUGACCUCACCUACAAUGGCCCUGCUUCCGACGAUGAAACUGCAACUGAUGACAGCUACGCGGCAGAUGAUCCUGACGAGCUACGUUUCCUUGACGUGGCGCCCGAACGCUGCUUCCCGCUGCAAUGGGACAGCUUGGCAGCUGGUGCCAGGACCCAGCAGAUAUCAUGUGCUACCUCAUCUCAAGCCUCUUACGCGCUGUCCGUUGACCAGGCCUUGCUCCAUCUUCAAUCUCCAGACCACAGUGCACUUCCAAACUGCCCGCAGACUUCCCACUUGGCAGCGGCAUCCGUUACCCAGCUACGCCGUGAUGCACGGCAUUGGCUCCAGCUCGCUGACGUUGAUGGAACUGAUGACGGUGACUGCUUCCUUCCAGGCCCAUCACCAGCGCCAUGCCCCUCCAAUGCCUUGCCAUCGAUCGACGCCUUGGAUCUCGUUGAGCAACACAUCCUCCGCGGCCAUUGUGCCCAGCGUGACGGCGGGCUGAACUGCAAGCAAGCUAUGUUCCUCGUCACCUUUGCCCUCAACCUGCAAGAUCGCCUCGAUGCAAAACGCCAUGGCGCUUUCGAGGUCCCAGCUCCCGAGCAACUCCUUCUAUUGGGGGGGCCCGGCACUGGCAAAUCACAUGUUCUCCAAUAUGCAUUGAGUUUGGAAGAACGUUUCAACCCUGGAAGCGUCCGCCGCUGUGCGUUUACCAAUGCUGCCGCGCGCCUUAUCGAUGGCCGCACACUUCACUCUGCACUGGCCCUCAACGCGGACGUGGACAAGCCUGCAGCCACUGCUCGCAAGGAUACACUCCUCGCUGCUUGGCGUGCAGCUGGUCUUCUUGCCAUAGAUGAGGUUUCCAUGGUGUCCGCCGAACUUCUGAGCGGCACAGAGCUACGCGCGCAGCAACUCAAGGCCGCACCGGGCAUUCCUUGGGGGGGCUUGACCGUGUUGCUCAGCGGCGACUUUCUGCAAUUGUUGCCCGUCAAAGCCACUUCCUUACUGUUGCCAGCCUCUGCGGCAGCCCCUGAACAUGCAACUCCGGCUGCUCGUGCUCGCCACAAAGAUGCUGUCCGGGGCCUUGCACUGUGGCAGAACAUCACCACUUGCGUUGUGCUUGAUUACACCCACCGCACCUCCGGGUCCCUUCAAGAGUUCCUGGCUGCAAUGCGCAAUGGAUAUGUACCCGACCGACUUUGGCGUCUGCUUCUGGAUCGCACGUUGCGACAGUCUGACCACCGGCUGAAGGAGCCCGUUUUUUGGAACCCUGAUGCUUGCUUUGGUGUCCUCCGUCAUGCUGCCCGCAUCCUCAUCGGCUUGCAACGUGCGAAAGCAAUGAGCCGCGUAGCCGGACAUCGGCUGCUUGUUUGUGCUGCUGCGGACCGGUGCUGGUCCGCCGAUCAUCGUCCAGUUGUAGACCCUUCGAUCUUGCAAUAUUUGCUGCACAUUGCGUCGCUGAACACAACCCGCAAUUUUCCGGGCUACCUCUUCUUGUUCCCAGGUACAGUGCUAUGUUUGGAAACCAACGUCUCGCAGCAAUAUGGCCUCGUGCGUGGUUGCCGUGUUGAGGUCGUUGACAUCUUGCUGCACGAGCUCGAACCCGUGCCGCAGUACGAGCCGGAUCUCGAACCGUACCUCCUCCGCUACCUGCCACGUGGCAUUAUCGUGCGAGCCGUUGAUGCCACCUUCCAACAAAGUCCCUUGCUGCAGCCAGGCGAAUUGUUCUUGGAGCCAACCACACGUGACUGGUCGCUUCCGCACCUUCCGACCGAACAGAUCCCAGGCAUCGACCCGGCCAUUUUGCCUGCUGUCACCGCUGGGCCACUUCGUGUUGCUCGGCGACAGCUGCCCUGCACCAACACAUUCGCCUGCACAGCAUACAACCUACAAGGUCGCACAUUGCCGGCAAUGAUCGCGGAUCUUGCCUUGCCGCCUCGAAUGAGUUCGGACGAAUAUUGGCUCUCUAUUUACGUGCUGCUAUCCCGCCUGCCGUCACUGGAUUGCUUGCUCCUUCUGCGGGCCCCUGACCGUGCAGCGCUAUCUGCAGGGCCACCGGCAGCUUUGCUUGCAGCCUUGUCACGCUUCGAAGACCUGCAGCAAGCAACGUUGAUGCGCGUCGACCGUCUCCUUGCUGCGCGGCGCCGGCAUGGGCUCCGUGCCUUAGUGACGCAGCGCUUGCUGCAAGCCUCUGCUACCCCGCCAGACGCGAAGCGCCCGCGACUUUGA
Cladocopium goreaui is the source of this 3897-nucleotide messenger RNA. The record is from the annotation of a GenBank genome assembly. Lineage: Eukaryota; Dinophyceae; Suessiales; Symbiodiniaceae.